Messenger RNA from Trichomycterus rosablanca, 5199 nucleotides. It is a transcript of the gene lrp6, whose product is annotated as low density lipoprotein receptor-related protein 6. Bases 26 to 4885 code for a protein of 1619 amino acids. Gene Ontology annotation, biological process: chemical synaptic transmission; canonical Wnt signaling pathway; receptor-mediated endocytosis involved in cholesterol transport. The record is from RefSeq and is a predicted model, not a curated record. The transcript has 23 exons. Gene Ontology annotation, molecular function: Wnt-protein binding; Wnt receptor activity. NCBI's taxonomy places the organism in Eukaryota, Metazoa, Chordata, Actinopteri, Siluriformes, Trichomycteridae.
AGGCGAGUAAACGCCGAGGAAAAAGAUGGGCGCCGUGCUGCGGAGUCUCUUUUUGUGGAGUUUUUGUUUGCACAUACGCGCUGUACCACUCCUCCUGUAUGCCAACAGGCGUGAUUUGCGGUUAGUUGAUGCGGCCUCUGGGAACACUGCCAACGCCACAGUGGUGGUAAGCGGUCUGGAGGAUGCAGCCGCCGUGGACUUCGUCUACGCCCAAGGUUUUAUAUACUGGAGUGAUGUGAGCGAAGAGGCCAUUAAGCGCACUGUUUUCAACAGCUCUGGAUCUACUGUUCAAAACACAGUGGUGUCUGGCUUGGCCUCCCCUGAUGGCCUUGCGUGCGAUUGGCUAGGGAAUAAACUAUACUGGACAGACUCGGAAACAAACCGGAUUGAGGUUGCCGAACUUGACGGCUCAUUCAGGAAAGUUUUGUUCUGGCAGGACCUGGACCAGCCAAGGGCAAUCGCUCUGGAUCCGAGCAGAGGGUAUGUGUACUGGACAGACUGGGGGGAGAUCCCGAAAAUUGAAAGGGCGGGUAUGGAUGGUACGAACCGAGCGGUAAUCAUCGAUACGAAUAUCUACUGGCCCAAUGGGCUUACCUUGGACUACAGCCAGAAAAAACUCUACUGGGCAGAUGCCAAGUUCAACUUCAUUCAUUGCUGCAACCUUGAUGGCACAGAGAGAGAGGUGGUGGUGAAGGGCUCCCUUCCGCACCCCUUUGCCCUAACACUGUACGAGGACACACUCUUCUGGACAGAUUGGAAUACACACUCCAUCCACUCAUGCCAGAAGCAGACGGGGGAGGAACGACGUGAAGUCCACUCGCACAUCUUUUCGCCCAUGGACAUUCAUGUUUUCAGCCAAAAAAGACAAACCAUGGAUGUGAUGAGUCCUUGCUCUCUGAAAAAUGGCGGCUGUUCCCACCUUUGCCUGCUUUCUCCAGUAAAACCCUACUAUCAGUGUGCCUGUCCUACAGGCGUGCAGCUUCUGGAAGACAACAAGACCUGCAGAAACGAAGCCACAAAGUUACUUCUCCUGGCACGACGAACAGACCUGCGGCGGAUUUCUCUGGAUACGCCAGACUUUACAGACAUUGUACUGCACGCCGAAGACAUUCGGCAUGCUAUCGCCAUCGAUUACGACCCUGUGGACGGUCACAUCUAUUGGACAGAUGACGACGUGCAGGCUAUCCGGCGCUCUCAGCUGGAUGGCAGCGAGUCGCAGCUUCUCGUCACUUCACAGGUAAACCAUCCAGAUGGCAUCGCGGUGGACUGGAUUGCACGGAACCUUUACUGGACUGACACCGGCACGGACCGCAUCGAAGUGACACGCCUCAAUGGCACCAUGAGGAAAAUACUGAUCUCUGAGGACCUGGAUGAGCCUAGAGCUAUUGUUCUGGAUCCUGUCGCAGGACACAUGUACUGGACUGACUGGGGGGAAACGCCAAAGAUUGAGCGUGCCGCUUUGGAUGGCACAGAGCGAGUGGUAAUGGUGAACACUUCUCUAGGCUGGCCCAAUGGACUAGCACUCGACUACACAGAAAGAAAGAUCUACUGGGGAGAUGCCAAAACUGACAAGAUCGAGAUGAUGAAUAUGAAUGGAACAGACCGGAGGAUCCUGGUUGAGGACAAACUCCCACACAUAUUCGGCUUCACCCUCCUGGGCGACUUUAUCUACUGGACAGAUUGGCAGCGACGGAGCAUUGAGCGUGUGCACAAGUCUACAGCUGAAAGAGAAGUGAUCAUUGACCAGCUGCCUGACCUUAUGGGCUUGAAGGCCACAUACGUCCACCAGGCAUUUGGGACGAACGCAUGUGCAGAGAACAACGGAGGCUGCAGUCAUCUGUGCUUGUACAAGCCGCUGGGCGUGGCGUGUGGGUGCCCAAUCGGACUGGAGCUCAUGGGCGACAUGAGCACCUGCAUCGUGCCCGAGGCCUUCCUGCUUUUCUCACGCCAUACUGACAUCCGACGCAUUUCACUUGAGACCAACAACAACAACGUGGCCAUCCCGCUUACUGGCGUCAAGGAGGCAUCAGCGCUCGAUUUUGACGUUACUGACAACCGAAUUUACUGGACAGACAUAACACUAAAGACCAUCAGCCGGGCGUUCAUGAACGGCAGUGCACUGGAGCAUGUGGUGGAGUUUGGCCUGGACUACCCAGAGGGCAUGGCGGUGGACUGGCUAGGGAAGAACCUCUACUGGGCAGACACUGGAACAAAUCGCAUUGAGGUAGCUAAGCUGGAUGGCCAGCACAGGCAAGUUCUGGUGUGGAAGGACCUGGACAGCCCACGGGCACUGGCACUGGACCCUGCCGAAGGUUUCAUGUACUGGACUGAGUGGGGUGGAAGACCCAAGAUUGACCGUGCUGCUAUGGAUGGCACAGGUCGUAUUACUCUUGUGCCCAACGUGGGCCGUGCCAAUGGGCUUACCAUCGACUAUGCUGAGAGGCGGCUAUACUGGACAGACCUGGACACCACCCUCAUUGAAUCUUCUAACAUGCUUGGUCUUGAGCGUGAAGUCAUUGCAGACGAUUUGCCACACCCCUUUGGGCUCACACAGUACCAAGACUACAUCUACUGGACAGACUGGAGUCAGCGCAGCAUUGAACGCGCCAACAAAACCAGCGGGCAGAACCGAACACUCAUACAGGGCCACCUUGACUACGUCAUGGACAUCCUAGUGUUUCACUCCUCACGUCAGGGCGGCUGGAAUGCCUGCGCCUCCACCAAUGGCCACUGCUCACACCUGUGCCUUGCGGUGCCCGUCAGCAGCUAUGUGUGCGGUUGCCCAGCCCAUUACUCUCUCAAUGAUGACAACAAAACCUGCAGCGCACCCACCUCCUUCCUGCUGUUCAGCCAAAAGUCAGCCAUCAAUCGCAUGGUGAUGGAUGAGCAGCAGAGCCCUGAUAUCAUCCUCCCCAUUCACAGCCUGCGCAAUGUAAGAGCCAUCGACUACGAUCCACUCGACAAGCAGCUCUACUGGAUCGAUUCGAAGCAGAACGUCAUUCGGCGAGCCCAGGAAGAUGGCAAUCAGAGUAUGACUGUGGUGUCUAACUCGGUGGGAGGGCACCACUUAGGCCUGCAGCCGUUUGACCUGAGCAUCGACAUCUACAGCCGCUUUAUCUACUGGACCAGCGAGGUGACCAACGUGAUCAACGUUACACGCCUGGAUGGAUCACGUGUGGGAGUCGUGCUGCGCGGAGAGCACGACAAACCCCGUGCAAUUGUGGUCAACCCAGAAAGGGGGUACAUGUACUUCACUAACCUGCAGGAGCGUUCCCCUAAGAUCGAGCGUGCGGCUCUUGAUGGAACAGAGCGAGAAGUGCUGUUCUUUAGUGGCCUGGGCAAACCUGUUGCUCUUGCUAUCGACAAUGAGCUAGGCAAACUCUUCUGGGUCGACAUGGACCUCCGUCGCAUAGAGAGCAGCGACCUUUCUGGUGCCAAUCGGAUCGUGAUCGAGGACUCUAACAUCCUCCAGCCAGUGGGCUUGACUGUGUUCGGGAAUCAUUUGUACUGGAUUGAUCGGCAGCAGCAGAUGAUAGAGCGCAUUGACAAGAUAACACGUGAGGGCCGAACUAAAAUCCAGGCCCGCAUUGCUUCACUCACUGACAUCCAUGCUGUCCAUGACCUCCACAUAGAUGAAUACAACAAACACCCCUGUACCUCGGAUAACGGAGGCUGCUCCCACAUUUGUAUAGUGAAAGGAGAUGGCACAACACGCUGCUCCUGUCCUGUUCACCUGGUCCUGCUGCAAGAUGAACUUUCUUGUGGAGAGCCGCCCACCUGUUCUCCAGAGCAGUUCUCCUGCGCCUCAGGUGAGGUGGACUGCAUUCCACAAGCAUGGCGCUGCGACGGGUAUGCAGAGUGCGAUGACGAUAGCGACGAGCGGGACUGUCCUGUUUGCUCAGACCAAGAGUUCCAAUGUGACAGCAAGCAGUGCGUGGACCUUUCACUGCGCUGCAAUGGAAAGAUCAACUGCCAGGACCGAUCAGACGAGAACAAGUGCGAAGUUUAUUGCCCACUGGAUCAGUUUACCUGCACCAAUGGUCAAUGCAUCGGCAAACACAAAAAGUGUGACCACAAUAUGGACUGUACAGACAAUUCGGAUGAAAUCGGCUGCUACCCCACAGAAGAGCCCUCGCCCCAGCCAACCAACACCAUUGGCUCAAUUGUAGGCGUGGUCAUGACACUCUUUGUGGUCGGCGCUAUUUACUUUGUGUGCCAGAGGGUCCUGUGCCCGCAGAUAAAUGAAGAUGAUGAGGCCAUGACCAACGACUUUGUUGUGCACGCUCCGUCUUCUGUGCCACUGGGCUAUGUGCCACAUCCCAGCUCUUUGUCAGGGUCUCUGCCAGGCAUGUCUCGUGGGAAGUCUGUGAUCGGCUCCUUGAGCAUUAUGGGUGGGAGCAGUGGACCUCCAUAUGACCGUGCCCAUGUCACAGGCGCUUCCUCCAGCAGCUCAUCCAGUACCAAGGGCCCUUACUUCCCUCCUAUCCUGAACCCGCCCCCGUCUCCUGCUACAGUGCGCUCCCAGUACACAAUGGAGUUUGGCUACUCGUCCAACAGUCCAUCCACACAUCGCUCAUACAGCUACAGGCCGUACAGCUACCGCCACUUCGCACCUCCAACCACACCAUGCAGCACAGACGUCUGUGACAGUGACUACACGCCAGGUCGCCGGGCACAGCCGGCUUCCUCCAGUGCCAUAGCCAAGGGCUAUGUCAGCGAUGCCAACUAUGACUCAGAGCCCUUCCCACCCCCUCCCACACCCCGCAGCCAGUACCUGUCAGCUGAGGAGAACUGUGAAAGCUGUCCACCCUCACCAUACACAGAGCGCAGCUACUCUCAGCAUCUCUACCCCCCGCCCCCUUCACCUUGCACCGACUCAUCCUGAGCCCUGUCAGUCACAAACAGAACACUGCCCCUCACUGCCAUCCUGUUCAGUGUAAAUAGCAUUUGUGCAAAGACUGACUUCAAACAAACAAAAAAACUAAGGGAGAGUGACUGUGCUGUUCUGUAAAGAACAAAAAUAAGUAGGUGAAAAGAAGAGACAGUUUGGCAUGCAAAGGGGGUGAAUCUUUGUUUAAAAAAAAAAAUCAUAUUUAUAUAUUUUCUAAACAGCGUUUAUUGGUUAUGCCAUAGAGUUUUGUAUUAUUGAAAGAAAUUUGUACAUUUUUUAAAGAAAGUUUUAUUAAAUUCACACAGAAA